AUGGGGGUCGUGUUGCCACCUCCUGAUGUCCGGCGCUGGUCCCGCUGUGCCAUCCCUCUCGCGGCCUUUGCACUGCUGUUGCUUUGCUUUGGUGCUCGGAUAUCCAGUAUGCUGGGGACUAAGGCAGGGGCUGGGAGCGCCAGAUCCCGCGAGAGUCAGGACCCCAGGUGGCAUCCUCCGUGUCUGGACCCUGAGGGGAUGCUGGGGCGCAUGAUGCGACCGUUCCGUGCCAGUCUGAACGUCGAAGGGGACGUGGUCUUGUCGCAGUACUUGGCUGGCUGGAGGGCACUGCUCAGGCUCCUAACUCCCCUCGGCUCCGUCUUCACCUUCGCCACGAGCGAAGCCAUCAGCAAGGUGACAGCCCUGGAAGCUCAGGUACACGGCCCGGACGCCGCGCACUACACGUCGCUGGGGGCCAUGGUGGCUUGGGAGCAGCAGGCGGGAGUGCUGCAGCGGCGGGGAACAGCACCCCGAGACUCAUCCGGGGCCUCAGGCUUGCAAACACUGCUCCUGCCGCACCGCGCACUGCUGUCCCAGCUCUGUCUCCACCGCGCGGCCACCGGCACGGGGAGGCCGGACGUCGGCGCGCAGUGAGGUGAUGCCUAUGGCGCAGCCCUGGCCCCUCACCACCCUUGGCUCAUCCGUCAGGCCGCCCGCCUCGCGUUCCUCGCCCUCCCAGGUCGUGGCCGUUUGCUCGAGCUGGCCUGUCCCGGGGCUGGAGAGGCAGAGGCGCGGGCCGCGCUGGUCCGAGCCGCCAGGACCCUGGAGGACGUCUACAGCCGCACCCAGGGCCUGCUGGCCGAGCGCGGUCUGCUGCUGUUGGCCUGAAGACCUCUGAAACCGAGUCUGGC
Messenger RNA from Ochotona princeps (American pika), 851 nucleotides. It is a transcript of the gene GLTPD2, whose product is annotated as glycolipid transfer protein domain containing 2. Gene Ontology annotation, molecular function: ceramide 1-phosphate binding; ceramide 1-phosphate transfer activity. Gene Ontology annotation, cellular component: cytoplasm; membrane; cytosol. Lineage: Eukaryota; Metazoa; Chordata; Mammalia; Lagomorpha; Ochotonidae. Gene Ontology annotation, biological process: intermembrane lipid transfer; ceramide transport. The record is from RefSeq and is a predicted model, not a curated record.